Xenia sp. Carnegie-2017 is the source of this 1895-nucleotide messenger RNA. RefSeq names its product DNA polymerase alpha subunit B-like. Lineage: Eukaryota; Metazoa; Cnidaria; Anthozoa; Malacalcyonacea; Xeniidae. Gene Ontology annotation, cellular component: alpha DNA polymerase:primase complex. Gene Ontology annotation, molecular function: DNA binding. The record is from RefSeq and is a predicted model, not a curated record. Gene Ontology annotation, biological process: DNA replication initiation; DNA replication.
UGGCGCGAAUUGGCGGCAAAGAUUCAAAAUGGCGACAAUAACCAAGAAAGACUUAACUGAUGAAUUGGCAGAGUUUGAUAUUACAGUUGAUGACGAAGCUGUCUUAGAAAAGCUGAAAAUGAUUUGCUAUAAAUACAAGUUGAGUGCUGAAGUUGUUGUCAAUGAAUGGGUGGCGUUUUCUGCAAAUUCAAUUGAGUUGUCCCUAAAAUCACUGGAUGAUUUUGAUAGUAAGUUGGCCUGUGAUCGAAAGAAUAAACCAGAAAAAUUUGAAGAUAAAAGUGUCAAAACAUAUAACAAAGACAAUAUUGAUACAUUAAUGCCUGAAGAUCUCAGCAUUUUGCAGAUGUAUCAGACUCCUGAACAUAUGAUAUCAAAUAAAAGGUUUCGCACCACCCCGGAAUCCAAGAACAAAAUGAUUCACACAAAGUUUGGACAAAGAACCCCUGCUAUUUCCCCUGCCAGCUUGCCCACCCCAAUCAGUAGCACGCCGGCAAAACGCUACGAAUCUAGAGAAAAUGCUGGUGAAGUGGUGACGACCUUCAAUCCAACUUGUGUCUUGGACGAGAAUAUAUCAUGGAGCCGGCAGCAGGAUGUUAAAAUAAAGAAUGUUGUAGACGAACCUCUUACAAAAAAAUACAAAUACAUGUUUCAAAAAAUCAUCGACAAAACGCAAGCUUUAAACGACCGCAUUGACAAAAUAGCGUCCUUUUUAAAAAAAUCUCUCGGUAUUGAUGAGUUCCAAUCUCCUGGCAUCAUACAUCAGAAUGAAGUGUCUGUUGCCGGACGUGUUUGUUGCGAUACAAAUGGUAGACUAAACGCCAGUUCACUCAUCCUUCGGGAGUCUGGGACCAACGGCUUUGGUUAUGGCACUUCAGUUUCUCUUUCCAUAAACGACGUCAAUAAAUACAGCUUGUUUCCUGGCAAAGUUAUCGCUGCUAAAGGAAAGAAUCCGACAGGAAAACAGUUCAUAGCUUCCUCGUUUUACGAGGAAAUAUCGCCAUCACCUGCUGAACCAGCGAGGAUUCCUUCAGACUCGUUAAGCAUAUAUACUGCCGUCGGUCCGUUCACGACCACUGAAAGUGAUUCCUACGAACCCUUGAGAGAUUUCUUAAAUGAAGUAACGUCGGUAGAGCCUGAUGUCGUUAUCAUGAUGGGACCGUUUGUGGACGUGAAAAUGAGCUCGUUGAAUAUAUCAACAAAAUUCAUCAUUGUUCCAUCGCACAGAGAUGUUCAUCAUGAUUGCGUUUAUCCGCAGCCUCUUUUGUGUGAAAGAUAUUACAAACACUUUUGUUCCACCCUUAGGACAAAGCCGAAAUCAAAAGAAACAGAGAGCCAAGAAAUUGAAAAGAUUAUUUCUGCUCUGCAUUUCUUCUCGGAUCCCUGCACCAUUGAGAUCAACGGAUUCACUAUAGGAAUGACGUCAACAGAUGUCAUGCUUCAUAUGGGAGGCGAAGAAAUUGUUAGUCCUCCAGGAUCUACUGACAAAAUGGGCCGACUUAUUCACAAUAUACUUACACAACAAUGUUACUAUCCGUUGUUUCCUCCAUCGGAAGACGUCUGUAUCGACUACGAGACAUUUGCUGAGCAUGCGCACUUACCAUGUAGGCCGGAUGCGUUUAUUGUGCCAUCAGAUCUGAGAUACUUCGUCAAGGAUAUCUUGGGUACGCUGUGCAUUAAUCCCGGUAGGUUAACGAAAGGAUUAGUCGGAGGGACAUUCGCUCGCUUUUUGCUUAGAAAGGAUCAAGGCGAACAGUCGGUGGUUAGCAAAUCUUAUGUGCAAAUUGUCAAGAUUUAAAUUCAUUGAGAUAAGUGGAAUAUUGCCUAAAUAAUCUAUGAUUUCAUUUGUUUUAUGUCUUUGACAAUAAAAUGGAGGAAAAUUCGCUCACAAGCGUAAA